Molecule: messenger RNA, 1174 nt
Organism: Mesitornis unicolor (brown roatelo)
Lineage: Eukaryota; Metazoa; Chordata; Aves; Mesitornithiformes; Mesitornithidae
Gene: GPR20
Product: G protein-coupled receptor 20
Exons: 3
Coding region: 110-1174 (354 amino acids)
Biological process (GO): phospholipase C-activating G protein-coupled receptor signaling pathway; positive regulation of Rho protein signal transduction
Cellular component (GO): membrane
Molecular function (GO): G protein-coupled receptor activity
Source: RefSeq, a predicted model, not a curated record
GCGCUGGGGAGUAAGCGCACGGUCGCUCAGUCGAGGAAUUUGGGAGCGGGCUCAGGGAUCAGAGGCUGAGCUUUCUCAUUCAGGCUGUAUUGCUGGGAAGUCAGUGACCAUGCCGACCUCCUCCACCCAACUGCCAGAACCUGACUCUAUCAACUCCACCCAGCAACCCAACUCCAGCACCUACUUGUUCUCCAAGUUCAUCCACCCCGACGAAGAACUGUAUGCAGAAUUUUACAGCCUGUGGAUUGCCCUGAUAGUAGUCAACGUCAUCAUUUUCCUGGUGGGUGUUGUGCUGAACAGCUUGGCGCUGUAUGUUUUUUGCUUCCGUACCAAGACAAAAACCACCUCUGUUAUUUACACCAUCAACUUGAUUGUUACUGAUCUCUUGGUGGGCUUUUCCUUGCCUGUCCGGAUCAUCAUGUUCUAUAGUGCAGGAGACUGCCCAAAUUGUUCCUUGGUUCAUAUCUUUGGGUACUUUGUCAACAUGUACUGCAGCAUCCUCUUCUUGACAUGCAUCUGCGUUGACCGCUAUCUGGCAAUCGUACAGGUGGAGGCCUCACGUAAAUGGAGGAAUCCCACCUGUGCCAAGGGCAUCUGUGUCUUCAUUUGGAUCUUUGCCACUGUGGUGACUUUCUCCAUCCUGACCAUGGCAAUACAGUUUGCUGAGUGCUGCCUCUCCAAGAUUCUGGUCCUGAUGGUCUGUGAGUACUUCUUCCCCCUCAUCAUAAUCAUCUUUUUCACCACCAGGAUUAUGUGUGCUCUGUCCAAGCCCAGCCUCAUGCACCAGAGUCGGGAGAGGAGAAUGAGGGCUGUGCAACUUCUUAUCACUGUCCUCAUCAUCUUCAUGAUCUGUUUCACUCCUUUUCACGUGCGACAGGUAGCAAUCUCCAUCAACCCGGACAUGCCCCAUCGUGUCAGCCUCCUCGUCUACCAUGUGACAGUGACUCUGAGCAGCCUCAACAGCUGCAUGGACCCCAUUGUCUACUGCUUUGUCACCAAUAACUUCCAGUCAACCAUGAAAAACAUCUUCAGGAAAACCGAGUCAGAGCAAACCAGUGUGGACAUCCUGGGUAUGAACAAGAACUCCAAGGCACUGAGUGCCCCAGUUCACAUUCUGGGCAGUGGAGUCCAUGGAGAGCUAUUCAGGUCAUGGAAAAAAAGACCUUCCGCUUGA